AUUUCUAAAUGUGAGCUAAGCUUACGCACAACCUAAACUUCGGGUGGUGUACGGUGGGGCUCGUGACGUUGAUGAAAGAAACCUAUUGAUUUUAAGCUUACCGACUAGGUCUGUAAUAUGCGACGUGUUCUGUAAAAUGUUACAUAACAUGACGUUUCAGACUUGAUUUUUACGUGGAGUCAAUCACAACUGCAGGCAAUUGGGGGGCCAGGCGAAAGGCAGUGCGCAUGCAAUGCCGACACAGCACAUUUUGGUCAGUUGCAGCAACAUAUGGGCUUUCGCAGAUUUAGUACUUUGCCGUCUGAAUGGGGAGUCCGCGGAGGGGUAGUGCCCUGCAUUUGCAUUUAGAAGCAGACUUUUUAGCAGACUUCUGACGGAGCCUAUGACGGCGGAUGGCUCUGAACUUGGCCAAACGUUGCUGAUAAAAGAAUAAUAUUCGAACCGAAACGCUGGAAGACAAAUUAUUAGCUUUUUAUUCGAAGCUGUUUUUUUAUUUUAUUUUUUCACCGAUUGUUUUAACUUCCUCGAGCAAGAUUGCUUUGAGAAUCCACUUGUGCGAACUACGUUCUACUGCGGAGUGUUACUGAUUUUAGUGGUGUGCAACAGUGUUGCUGUAAUCGCUUUGCUGGAGCUAGACUGUGUGCCAUAAAAUUGAUACAAUUACAUAUUGUAUGCUUGUGUGUAGCCUAACGUACUAGUGUAUUGAACAGUGUUUGUUCAAGCACCCACUUUAUUUUGUCAUUCGAAUAGUUUUAGGGAAUUUUCAUCUGUAGCUUGCGACACUAAGGACCACAGUAUUGGAAGGACUUUACUGAACUCAAGAUGUCAAUUUUGCCUUUUACUCCCCCCAUUGUGAAAAGGCUUUUGGGUUGGAAAAAAGGCGAACAAAACGGACAAGAAGAGAAAUGGUGUGAAAAGGCAGUGAAGAGCCUGGUGAAGAAGUUGAAAAAAACCGGACAACUGGAUGAAUUGGAAAAAGCCAUCACAACUCAGAAUAUCAACACGAAAUGUAUUACCAUACCGAGGUCCCUGGACGGGCGGCUGCAGGUGUCCCACAGGAAAGGCCUCCCACACGUCAUCUACUGCCGUCUGUGGCGCUGGCCCGACCUGCAGUCCCACCACGAGCUGCGGGCCACGGAGCUCUGCGAGUACGCCUUCCACACCAAGAAGGACGAGGUCUGCGUGAACCCCUACCACUACCAGAGGGUGGAGACGCCGGUGCUCCCUCCAGUGCUGGUUCCUCGACACACAGAGAUUCCCAGUGAGUUCCCUCCACUGGAUGACUACAGUCACUCCAUCCCAGAGAACACCAACUUCCCUGCUGGCAUCGAGCCACAGAGCAACUACAUACCUGAGACUCCACCGCCGGGCUAUCUCAGUGAAGAUGGAGAGACCAGCGAUCACCAGAUGAGCCAAGGCAUGGACACGAGCUCGCCCAGCCUGUCGCCAAAUCCCGUCUCUCCGACACACGGCAAUUUAGACCUGCAGCCAGUGAUGUACUGUGAGCCGGCCUUCUGGUGCUCCAUCUCCUACUAUGAGCUGAACCAGCGGGUGGGCGAGACCUUCCACGCCUCCCAGCCGUCCCUCACCGUGGACGGCUUCACCGACCCCUCCAACUCGGAGCGCUUCUGCCUGGGCCUGCUGUCCAAUGUCAACCGCAAUGCAGCCGUGGAGUUGACACGCAGGCACAUCGGCCGGGGUGUACGUCUCUACUACAUCGGGGGAGAGGUGUUCGCUGAGUGCCUCAGCGACAGCGCCAUCUUCGUUCAGAGUCCCAACUGCAACCAGCGCUAUGGCUGGCACCCCGCCACGGUCUGCAAGAUCCCCCCAGGCUGCAACCUGAAGAUCUUCAACAACCAGGAGUUUGCAGCCCUGCUGGCCCAGUCGGUGAACCAGGGCUUCGAGGCGGUCUACCAGCUGACCCGGAUGUGUACCAUCCGCAUGAGCUUCGUCAAGGGAUGGGGGGCUGACUACAGGCGACAGACUGUGACCAGCACACCCUGCUGGAUCGAGCUUCACCUCAACGGUCCCCUGCAGUGGCUGGACAAGGUGCUCAUGCAGAUGGGCUCCCCAAGCAUCCGUUGCUCGAGUGUGUCGUAGGAAAGCCCCCCCCCCCCCCCCCCCCC
Molecule: messenger RNA, 2126 nt
Organism: Esox lucius (northern pike)
Lineage: Eukaryota; Metazoa; Chordata; Actinopteri; Esociformes; Esocidae
Gene: smad3a
Product: SMAD family member 3a
Exons: 8
Coding region: 823-2100 (425 amino acids)
Biological process (GO): SMAD protein signal transduction; transforming growth factor beta receptor signaling pathway; regulation of transcription by RNA polymerase II
Cellular component (GO): heteromeric SMAD protein complex
Molecular function (GO): RNA polymerase II cis-regulatory region sequence-specific DNA binding; I-SMAD binding; DNA-binding transcription factor activity, RNA polymerase II-specific
Source: RefSeq, a predicted model, not a curated record